Momordica charantia (bitter melon) is the source of this 1783-nucleotide messenger RNA. RefSeq names its product Duplicated homeodomain-like superfamily protein (gene PTL). The record is from RefSeq and is a predicted model, not a curated record. NCBI's taxonomy places the organism in Eukaryota, Viridiplantae, Streptophyta, Magnoliopsida, Cucurbitales, Cucurbitaceae.
UGGACGACACGAUCCGACCCUGCCGCUACUCUCUUCUUUUUCCUCUCUCUCUCUCUUCCUUUUUUUUUUAAUCCUAUUUUCUCCCCCUCUCGAUCCCAUUUUUUUCUUUUUUCUUUUUUUCUUUUUAAUUUCUCUUUUUAAUUCCCUCUCCCAUAUGGACAUGGAGGAUCAAUAUGGGCUCUCCGAUCUCCGCCACCUCAUGACCGCCCCCCCAGCUCGCUCCCAUUUCCCCGGCCACCAUGACCUCUCCGCCGCCGCCGCAGCCUACCGGAAUCUUCACCCCAACUCCAACCCCUACGACCUCAUCAUGAUGAUGCCACGUGACCCUCUCCCCGACUUCCGCUCUGAUCAUUCCGCCUCCGCCACCGCCGCCGGGUUCGAAGGGGAAACCGGGUGCCUCGCCGGAGACAGCGGCACCGGGAGAUGGCCGCGCCAGGAAACUCUUACGCUUUUGGAGAUCAGAUCUCGCCUUGAUUCUAAGUUCAAAGAGGCCAAUCAAAAAGGCCCCCUUUGGGAUGAAGUUUCUAGGAUCAUGGCUGAGGAACACAAUUAUCAAAGAAGUGGGAAAAAAUGCAGAGAAAAAUUCGAGAACUUGUAUAAAUAUUACAAAAAGACCAAGGAAGGGAAAGCUGGAAGACAAGACGGUAAGAACUACAGAUUCUUCCGGCAGCUGGAAGCUCUCUAUGGCGAAACCAGCAAUGCCACUUCACUUCCAGACUCCCAUUUCCUCGGAGACAACAACCUCAGAUUCCAGCAAAAUGGGACGACCAACAACCCGAUCGCCACCGCUCCGAUGAGCCACGAGGCUCCUCACAGCCUCAGCCUCUCGAACACGUCGGAGUUCGAAACCUCGGCCUCGUCCGAUGAACUUGGCUCCAUCGGCGUAAUGGACAACGAUUCUGUGGAGAAGCGGAGGAAGCGACGAGGCRGGAAAUGUUGGAAGGCGAAGAUCAAGCAAUUCAUCGACUCGCAAAUGAGGAAGCUGAUUGACAAGCAAGAGGCUUGGUUGGAGAAGCUCAUGAAAACUCUUGAACAAAAGGAGAAAGAGAGAAUGAUUCGGGAGGAGGAAUGGAGGAGACAAGAAGUAUCUCGAAUCGAUCGCGAGAGGAGCUUUUGGGCAAAGGAGAGAGCAUGGAUAGAAGCUAGAGAUGCAGCAUUAAUGGAGGCAUUACAAAAGCUAACAGGACGAGAAAUAGGAGAGUACGACAACAACUCCUCGCCCGACCACCGAUUAAUGGCAGUCGAGCACCGUCAAAAUAACAGCGAGAACCAAAACGAAGACGGGAGCGAAAUACUAAACAACAGCACAGCUAGAGAAUUACAAGACAACAAUUACCAGAGAAAAAUAAUAGAUCAAGGCAACAAGAAACGAAAGGAGACUUCAAGAUCAGCCACCACCACCACAACCUACAACCUUUACUUCCAAAAUGACUCCUCCCUCUACGGCGGCGGAGGCGGCAGCGGUGCCUACGGCAGUGAAAUGAAAGAGCAAAGUCCGAAUAGUUCCAACGCGGGCGGUGGCGGCAGCGGCCAUGUGGUGCAAGAUAGCUGCUUUCGUUUCUUGAUGGGGGAGGGAGAUCAAUCUCAGUCUGGCUUGUGGGAAAAUUUUGGGCUCAAACUCAACAAUGGAGGUGAUCAAACUUAAUUAAGCUAAUUAAUGAGGACCUUUCUGCAAAACUUGGAAGAUUUGGCUAACUAAGAGAGAGGGAGAUUAUUCACUUUGUCUAGGGUUAGCUUAGUAAGUUGGUUGGUUUUUGAGGGGUCAUUUAGCUAAUUAUUUAAU